Messenger RNA from Cannabis sativa, 4590 nucleotides. RefSeq names its product putative disease resistance protein RGA1. The transcript is spliced from 7 exons. Gene Ontology annotation, biological process: defense response to fungus. The record is from RefSeq and is a predicted model, not a curated record. Gene Ontology annotation, molecular function: ADP binding; protein binding. Lineage: Eukaryota; Viridiplantae; Streptophyta; Magnoliopsida; Rosales; Cannabaceae. Bases 262 to 3972 code for a protein of 1236 amino acids.
UGCUUUUAAUAUUUCUACUGUACAACAACAUAUUUUAUUAUACUCUUCUACUAAUAGAUUAGUAAAUAACAUAUUCGUAACAAACCAUGUGCAUGGUCCAAACAUUGAAUUUUUUGCACUGGUAACUGUGCAUGCCAACUUAAAAUAUAUAUAUAUAUAUAUAUAUAUGCCUAUGUUAAUAUAUAUGAGUUGUAUUACCAUCUGUACUAGUGUUUACCUACUUACUAGUAAUUAAGAUCUGAAAACUCAGUUUGAAAAGCCAUGGCAGAGUUGAUUCUCUCUCCAAUUGCUGAGAAAAUCAUUGAUGGUUUGGGAUCUGAAGCUGUGAAGCAGAUUUCUAUGAUCUGGGGUGUGAAGGAUGAGCUUGAACAACUCAAUGAAACCAUUUCAACAAUCCAAGCAGUGCUUUUGGAUGCUGAGAAGAAGCAGAGUCACAACAACCAAGUCAAGAAUUGGCUCCAAAGGCUCAGCACUGUAGUUCUUAAAGCCGACGACCUGAUGGAUGAGGUCAACACUCAAGCUUUGAGACGCCAACUUAUCAUGUCUCAAAGCCUAAUGGCCAACCAGGUGUGCACUUUCUUUUCCAGCUCCAACCAACUUGCUUUUCGGCUCAAGAUGAGUCGUAGAAUAGAAGCCAUCAAGAAACGGCUGACUUCCAUUUCCAAUGAUAGAAACUUUCUUUUGGACAAGGGACGUCAAGACAUUUCGACUGUUAGAAGAGUGAGAGAUACUUACUCUUUUGUACGUCAUGAAGAUGUUAUUGGGAGAGAUGAGGAUAGAUUUAUUCUUAUAAAUAAGCUUUUGUUGGAGAAUUGUGAAGAGAGUGUGUCUGCGAUCGCCAUUGUAGGUAUUGGUGGCUUAGGAAAAACAACUCUUGCUAAAAGUCUUUUUAAUGAUGAGAAAGUCCAGAAACAUUUUGAAUUAAAGAUUUGGGUGUGUGUGUCUGAUGAUUUUGAUUUGAAAUUAAUUCUUAAAAAUAUCAUUGAGUCUACAAAAAGUGGUAGCAAAUUUGGAGACCUUGGAAUGGAGCCAUUGCUAAAGAAGUUUCGAGAAGUACUUGGUGGAAAGCGGUAUUUUCUUGUCCUAGAUGAUAUAUGGGAGGAGAAUCGUAAUAGGUUGUUGGAGUUAAAAAAUUUAAUAUUAAGUGAGGAAAAUGCUGGGAGUAGAGUUGUAGUAACUACUCGUAGUGAAAACAUCGCUAAAAUUAUGACUACCAAACAACAACCCUAUCGACUAAGGGCACUUGAUGAAGAUCAAUCCUGGUCUUUGUUUAGAAGGGUGGCUUUUGAAGAUGGAUCAAAAGAGCUAGAAAACUCUAGCAUUGUGAAGGUUGGAAAGGAGAUUGUGAAUAGGUGCAAAGGUAUUCCCCUUGCCAUAAAAACAAUAGGAAAUUUGUUGUUUGGUAAAAGAUUUGAGUUAGAGUGGUCUUCCUUUAAUAAGGAAUUUUCAAAAAUAUCAUCUCAACAGGAAGAUGAUAUCUUACCUACCCUCAAAUUGAGCUAUGAUCAUCUUCUCUCCCAUUUGAAACUUUGCUUUGCCUAUUGUAGUUUAUUUCCUAAAGAUGAAGAAAUUGAGGUGAGAACUUUAAUCAACGUUUGGAUGGCACAAGGAUUUCUUAAGUUAUCAGAUGCAAGUCAAGAUCAAUGUUUGGAAGAUGUGGGUUAUGAAUGGUUUAUGACUUUGUUGGAAGGAUCAUUCUUUCAAGAUGUUGAAGUAGAUGAAUGUGGCAUUAUUACAACAUGCAAAAUGCAUGAUCUGAUGCAUGAUCUCGCAGUUCAAGUAGCAGGAGAGAAAUGUACUACUUUUGUAAUUUCAAAUGGCCGAGGAAAUAUCAAAGAAACUACUCUUCAUGUGUCUUUUGUAGGUGAUACUUAUUUGGAAAGUGAACUCUCAGGUCUUUUGGUUCAUGCCAAAAAGUUUCGAACAUUUCUUUGCAAUUCCAAGGACGAAACAUUUUGUGAUGCAAUAAUAUCAAAUAGUAAGUUUAUACGCUGUUUAGAUUUGUUUAAUUCAAGUAUGAAGCAAUUAUCAAAUUCUAUUGGCAAGUUGAAACACCUGAGAUAUUUAGACCUCUCGUGGAAUUCUCGUCUCAAGUCACUUCCCAAUUCAAUUACUAAUUUGGUGAAUUUGCAAACAUUGAAACUCAAUUAUUGCUUCAAUCUCAAAGAACUGCCUACAUAUUUUGAGAAACUCAUCAGCCUUAGACAUCUUGAACUUUCUCAUUGUUGUAGUUUGAAUUCUUUGCCAAGUGGACUAGGUAAGUUGACACAAUUGAGAUACUUGGAUCUUUCUGGGCAUUCAAGUCUAUUGUCACUGCCAGAUUCAAUAAAUGAUUUGUUGAAUUUGCAAACACUGAAACUCCAUCUUUGCUCAAAACUGAAAGAGCUUCCUAGAGAUAUUAGGAAACUCAUCAACCUUAGGCAUCUUGAUAUUUCUGAUUGUUAUAAAUUAGAGUACAUGCCACGUGGACUAGGCCAACUAACUAAUCUCCAGAAGUUAUCAAAGUAUGUGUUGAUGAAGAGCGAAAAGUGUAUAACGAGGCAUGGUGCUGGGCUAAAGGAAUUGAUGAGAUUGAACAACUUGAGAGGUGAAUUGUUUGUUACGAAUUUGACCCAUGAAAAAGAUGUGGCAGCAGAGUAUGAGGGAGCAAAAUUAAAGGAUAAACAGUAUCUUCGAUCAUUGAGAUUGGAGUGGGAUUCUGAAGCUAAAAUCGAUGAAACUGAGGCUAUUGUUGGUUAUGAGAUGUCAUUAGAAGGUCUCCAACCACACCAGAAUAUUCAGAAUCUAAGGCUAACAAAUUAUGGGGGUGUUAAGCUCUCCAGUUGGCUCGCAUCACUUACAAACCUAGUGAAGUUAACUUUAGUAAAUUGUAAGAAAUGUCAGUAUUUGGUUUCAAUGAGUCAAUUGAAGCAUUUGGCACUUUUGAGCUUGGUAUCUUUAGAGUACAUAUCCAACACUAAUAUGAGUGAAGACUUGCUUGGUUCAAAAACAGCAUUACUGCCAUCUCUACAAACACUUCAGUUGAAUAAUUUGCCUAAUCUAAAGGGAUGGUGGAGAGAGGCUGAAGAAGAGAAACAAAUGUCCUUCCCUUAUCUUCCUUCUCUUUCAAAACUAAUUAUAAAGAAAUGUCCUAAGGUGGCUUGCAUGCCAGUUUACUUACAUUUGAAAGGAAAGUUGCAUCUAGAGGAGAGUAGUUGGAAGAGAUUCGAAGAGACAUUUAGAAUGAUGAUGAUGAUGAGUAGUAACGUUGGAUCUAUAUUCCCAGCAACGUCUUCUUUCUCACCUCUCUCCAAGUUGGAAAGGCUAGAUCUAAUAAGGAUUGAUGAUAUAGAAUGUCUUCCAAACUGCUUCAAGAGCCUUACUUCUCUCAAUUUCUUGAAUAUUGAUAGUUGCCUUAAAUUGAAGGAUUUGUGUCCAGGUAUUCUACAUCUCUCAUCACUUCGACAUCUAUCAAUUACCAAAUGCGAGGGAUUAGGGGACAUGCUCAACAACAACGACUAUGACUUUAUGUGGCAAGCCUUGAAUGGAACACUCCAAUCAUUAAAACUAAGGAAGUUGCCAAAUAUAGUGAUUGUUCUUCCUAAGGGUAUCCAACAUCUUACAAGUCUACAACAACUUCAAGUUUACUCGUGUGAUAGUCUAACAACAAUUCCAGAGUGGAUCCACAACCUCAAAUCACUUCAGAGUCUUUGGUUAUCCAAAUGCCCCAAUCUGACAUCAUUCCCUGAAGGAAUUCAAAGCCUUACCACUUUGAACAAACUCAUGAUUCAUACGUGUCCCAUGUUAUUGAAGAGAUGCAAAAGAGAAACUGGUGAAGAUUGGGAUAAGAUUUCUCAUAUUAGAGACUUGGACUUAAAUCCGGAUCCCAACAAAGAAGAAAAUGAGAAUCCAUCAGACCACCAAACAAAUGGAUGCAAUCUCUUUAACAAGUUUAGGCUCCACAAUAUUUUUUAUACAAGAAAUCAAAGAUAGAUAUGUAUAGGAGCAAGAGAUUGAGAGAGAAGAAGAAGAAGAGGAAGCAAGGAUGAAGGGUAGUCAAGAGUGGCAUUGAAAAAUAUGACUUUUCCAACACCAAGAGAAGCACAAGAACAUUGGAUAGGCGAGAGCUUUCGAGUGAACUUAGUCGUUCAAGGAAAAGCCUCAAGUUAUCAUCAUCAAUUGCUUGAAGGAAUAGCCAAAUAAGGACUGGUUACAAAAAUAUCCACUGUAGAGAAAUUCCUAGUGUCACAAUCAAUCCAUUGAGCUGCACUCAUGGCUCAGAAUGUUCUAGUUUUUCAGGCUGUACUGAGAUGUUGCAUUGAUUAGAGGGUGAUUAGGCCUUUUUGGAUCAGAACUUGGCUUCUUGAAACUAGACCACUUUGGUGUUUGGAACCCAAAAAUAGUUAGUUUCUUCUUGUAUUCAAGUUUUGUCACCUGAUGGCAUACUUCUUGUUUUGUUUGGCAUGUUUUAUAUUGUGUUUUGUACAAACUUGUACAAUACCUGUGACCUUGAUUGUAACCGCGGUUUUUCUCUACCAAAAAGGAGGUCACUCAUGGAUAUGUGACGGUUUUCUAAAGUUCAUUAAUGGAAGUAUACUUAGAUUUAUUUCA